AUGGGGCUCUCCUACAACACGUACCUGAACAGCAACCGGAUCUACGGCUGCAAGAGCUGCAAGGCCCACCUGGCAAACCAUGAAGACAUUAUAAGCAGGAACUUCCGCGGCCAGCACGGCAAGGCCUACCUCUUCAACACGGUCGUCAACGUGGACACGGGCGUGGCUGGCGAGCGCAGCAUGACGACGGGCCGCCAUGUGGUGCGCGACAUCAACUGCCGUGGCUGCGGCGACACGGUCGGCUGGAAAUACGACAAGGCCUACGAGUCGGCCGAGAAGUACAAGGAGGGCAAGUACAUUCUCGAGGCGGAGUUGCUGUGCAUGGUGAGCUAG
Molecule: messenger RNA, 333 nt
Organism: Grosmannia clavigera kw1407
Lineage: Eukaryota; Fungi; Ascomycota; Sordariomycetes; Ophiostomatales; Ophiostomataceae
Product: yippee zinc-binding protein
Exons: 2
Coding region: 1-333 (110 amino acids)
Cellular component (GO): ubiquitin ligase complex
Source: RefSeq, a predicted model, not a curated record